This is a messenger RNA of Exophiala xenobiotica, 1961 nucleotides long. Its product is annotated as tyrosine-tRNA ligase, variant. Gene Ontology annotation, molecular function: ATP binding; tyrosine-tRNA ligase activity; RNA binding. The coding region runs from base 366 to 1913 and encodes 515 amino acids. Lineage: Eukaryota; Fungi; Ascomycota; Eurotiomycetes; Chaetothyriales; Herpotrichiellaceae. Gene Ontology annotation, biological process: tyrosyl-tRNA aminoacylation. Gene Ontology annotation, cellular component: cytosol; mitochondrion. The transcript has 4 exons. The record is from RefSeq and is a predicted model, not a curated record.
UUGAAUAUGAACGAACAUCCUUAUGUCGACCAGUAACCCCGUCCGGGCUGUCCGGCACACCUAUAACGUCUGCAAUAGCUGUCGCCAGCGUCCACAUCCCCGCUGUGUGUCCCAAGCUCCCUUCACGGCCCAGCCGAGGAGAUGGAUCUCCAGGAACCAUGUUCGGAAAAUACAAGACGCGGAGGAAGAAUGGCGCAUAAGGGCGAAAGAUAUCGAGUCUGGCAGAAUGCAGUCGUUGCUCACAACACUUGAAGAGAGGGGAUACAUCAAUCAGAUUGUUGGGUACGAGCUAUACGCAGCCGAACAUUUUGCACGCGAUCGCCUGACUCUUCUUGAACAGGUCAAAGGAGGAUCUGAACAAGUUGAUGAUCCAUCGAAGGGUUGGAGUGUACGCUGGAAUAGACCCUACAGCGCCAUCAAUGCAUGUAGGGCAUAUGGUCCCUUUCAUGGUGCUGGCGUGGUUCUAUGUCCAUGGUUAUGAUACGCACUUUGUGCUCGGAGGCUUCACCGCUUCAAUAGGUGACCCUACCGGACGCACGACGGGUCGAGAGAUACAAUCUGCACCUACGCGGAGAGCGAACAUUGCGUCCAUGCAUGCUCAACUUAAAAGGCUAGGAGCCUCGAUAGAGAGAUAUGCGCAACGCCGAGGCUUUCAAAAGGAGUGGGCAUGGCGAAGAGCGCUGGAGAACAAUUCAACUUGGUGGAACGCUACGUCUGCAAGAGACUAUCUCUCAAUACUUGGACGCCAAAUACGUAUCGGACCUCUGCUGGGCAGAGACACAGUCAAGACACGACUAGAAAGAGGAGACGGGAUGUCCUAUGCCGAGUUCAGUUACCCGCUCGUUCAAGCUUGGGACUGGUGGCAUCUGUUCCAGAAGGGUGUGCAAAUACAAGUCGGUGGCGGCGACCAAUUCGGGAAUAUUCUGGCGGGAGCUGAAGCCGUCAAGCAACUCGCAAAAGAUUCGCAUGAAUACCAAACUGCGCUGCGGCAGACGACCAUCAUCGACAAAAAGUAUUACAUUGACGUGACUUCUGAUCCUCUUGGAAUCACCGUUCCCCUCUUGACGACUGCCUCGGGCGAGAAGUUUGGUAAGAGCGCCGGAAACGCCGUGUGGCUCGAACCGCGAAUGACGCCUAUUUUCGAUCUCUACCAGUUUUUCUUACGCUCUGCCGACGCCGAUGUCGAAAAAUAUCUCAAGUUAUUCACCUUUCUGUCUCUACCGGAGAUUGCGGAGAUCAUUGAAGCACACGAGAAAGACCCCUCUCAACGCAUCGCGCAGCAUAAGCUUGCCCGGGAAUUUGUGGAACUGAUCUACGGCGUGGAUGCAGCCGCACAGGCGGAACAGGAGCAUCGACAAUUGUUCAAGAAGACACUCUCCAUCAGCGACAUCACAUCGAGUGUGUCAGAAGCCAAGGCCACGGAGCCUGCUAAGCCGACUCAGAGUCCAACCGCGAAUUUCACGCACCCGUCUCUGAACAAGCAUGCUCCGCCGCAGCGGCUGGAGGACAAUAUGUCGACGCACGUCAAGUUGCCUCGCAGUCUUGUGCUUGGAAAGCCGUUGGGUCAGAUCAUGUUCGCGGCGGGAAUGGUCUCGAGUAAAGCAGAGGGCCACCGCUUGAUUCGGGCUGGUGGUGCUUAUGUUGGAAACAGCCGGGGCGCUGUUGAUAGUCUGACGUAUACCUCGGCGAGAACGAACACGCCGGAGGAAGCGGCGGAGUAUAUCAUCGAUGAGAAGCUGCUUGUACUGCGGGUGGGCAAGUGGAGGAUGAAGAUUGUGGAGAUCGUCUCGGACGAAGAGUACGAGCAGGCCGGGUUGACGUGUCCUGCUUGGGAGUUGAAGAAGGCUGAAGAAGCGGAGAAAGAGGAGGCUGAAAAUAGAGAUCCUGCUGUUGCUGAGAACAGAAGAUAUUAGCUGUACAAUAUGCGAGUGGCUCUGGCGGCCAAUGUAGAAUAUUCUGAG